Molecule: messenger RNA, 3562 nt
Organism: Lolium perenne
Lineage: Eukaryota; Viridiplantae; Streptophyta; Magnoliopsida; Poales; Poaceae
Source: RefSeq, a predicted model, not a curated record
UCGGCCGCGUCGGUGGCCGCCGCCGCUACCACCGGAAAUCGCGGCAACUGCAUCUAGCCAGUCGUUCGCCGUUCAUCCCGCCCUUUGCCCGCGCCUCAACCGCAAAUUCGCCAAGCAUCCGCCGCCGUCCAGGACGAAACAGAGAGGAUAGGCGGCAGCACUGCUGGUGCUGGCGACACAGGCGACACCAACACGGCAGAAGGCGAGGUGGAUGUGAAGGGAGGAGGAACCUGCCGUUUAAGAUGGCCACGGGCGCAGUGCUUGGCGCUAGCAAGCAUCUCGAGUUCUCGACCUUCGCUGCCGUGUCCUUGCAUCCACUGCAAAACCAGCAACGGCGUUAUCCGCCAGCCGGCGCGUCUCUGCCUCUGCUGCCAAAUUUGGGGGGCGCAAGGAGUAGGGAAGAUCCGGGGCGACCACCACGGUGGGGCGCUACGUCCGUGAAGGCAGGACGAGCAGCAUCAAAAGACCUUGGAGACGACAAAGGGAAGGUCUCUCCCAUCUCAUAUGGGCCGCCAACCAAUGUCCUCUCUCUGUGCCAUCCCCAAAUUUUUGGAAAGGGACACCAGAAGAGCAGUCAUGGAUACAACCUUGGUGAAGGAUCUGUCACCUCGAGGGUUUCAAUGGAAGACCAUUGUGUGUGUCGUGGGAACAUAGGGAUCAAGCAACCUGGCAAAAUAAUUUGUUUUAGGUGGACUUCAUUGUCAUUGACCAAGAGGCAUGGUGCACCUGUUGUCCUUAUAUUUCGAGUGAAUGGCUUUGUGCAGUAUAGUAAAGGGAUGUUAAACUUUCUUCUGUUGUACGAUCAUUUAGUAUCGAAACUAAAUUUCCCUAGACAAUUAUACAUUCAAAAAUUAAAUGAUGUUUCAGGGCAACAAAAUGGAAGGCUGCAUCCCAGCCAAUCGAAUUGACCAGUUCAGAGAUAAAAUAAAGUAAGGUUCGAUACUAUUUUUCCCUUGGAUUCAUUCCAUGUUUGCUAUCCCACAGUACUGCCAAACACACAAGAAAGUUUGUCGCGUCUGUCCUGGUGGUGUUGAUCUCUUUCAGUUCUUCAUUGUUGUGCGCCGUGUCAAAUUGGAAAACCUGGUUAGUUUGUUUCUUGUGCAUCAGUGAACUAACUUGUCUUUUACUUCUUGACUCUUGAGGCUGCAGUUAAUAUGAAUUGAUUUAUUUUCGUCUCAAAUCAUGCAUAGAUAUUUAGUCCAUGCACUGAUAUUUUUAUUGAGGGUCCUUAGGAUAAAUUACCUGGUUUCAAACUUAUUUCGGCUGCCUUGAAUAUUGAUAUGAUUUUACUGACUAGAUCUUAGAAAUCCUACAGUGCAUGGAGCAGCUGUUCUUGAUGUCCCUGUUAAAGCCACUGUAAAAGAGGUGUUUUGUUUUAUAUAUCCAUAUGAUCAUCAAUAUGAUGAGUUUGCAAACAUCUUUAUAAGGAAACUUUUGAUCCACUGCAUCGUAAUUCAUCAAUAAUCACUUGUAGUACGUGUCAUGGAGAGAUCUUCAAACAACCACAAUUUUGUGUCAUAAUCGAUUCUACUUUAUUAAUACAAGAAAGAAUUUUCUUUUCUGCUUCUGAAUAUUUUGUGUCUGAAUUGAUUCAGAGAAGGAAUCCAUAUGUUUGGUGAUUUCCCUACAAUUUUUAUUUCCGUCUUUAAUUUGCCAAUACUGUUGUACUAUUCAGCAGGAAAUUUAACCCUGUAUUCGAAUCCAAGAUUAAAGUCUACAACAAAAUAUAUCGCUGGUGUGUUACUUUAGGAAAAAUCAACGCACCAGCUAUAUAUUUUGUUGUAGAUCUAAAUUUCCUUCUGAUUCCAAAUGUUCUAUACGUUUUAGUAUUAAUAGAUAAAAUAUGUCAGUUUUGUUGGAAUCUUCAACGAUUUUUAGCCAUGGCUGGUUGCUGAGCUUCAGUGGUUGACAGAUGCAUAUGUUAGUUGCUUGAUUCACCCAUUUAGUGAUUAGUUCUCUGCUAUCACAGAAAAGCACAAAUGCAUGGCAAGCUCCCAAUCAUGUAUAUAUCUGAAAUGGUCUAUUAGGGUCAAGAUUUAGAUGUAGCAGUACCUUGGUAGGUACAUUGUAUUCCUCCUUUAUUUUUGGCGAUUCUGCAUUUGAGAAUAUGUUCAUGCUUUCUGAAUCGAAUUAGAUCUGGAUUAUUCACUUGGUCUUAUUUGAUAUCGAAGUGAAGAGAGCUGGUACCAGCUUAUGAAUCUUUAAUAUUAUGUCGGGUCAUACAUCUUAGGCCUGCCAUAGUUUGAAGUUCUUUCAUUUCCUGUUUCAGUGAGAUAGCAUCUAACUCAUGUUCUAACAACUACGUACAGACAUCAAAUAUUAGUUGUUAUCAGAGGAAGUUAUUUUUAAUGCUUUAUCUUGAAAGGGUAACCAUAUACAUUCAACUGCAUAUGUGCUGUUCUUUCCAAAUAAGAUACACUUUAGAGUUCCCCCGAGUAGUAGGAUGCCUGAGUAGUUUGUCAAGUGGUAUUUUCAUGUCAAGACAUGUGUUAUUCUAGAGAUAAUGAACAACUUGCUUUUACCUCAGAAUUUUGAGGCCUCAUAGGGGGUGAGCCUCGCGGCGACACUUUAACUUUGUUUUUUGGUUUUCACUGCCUCUUUGCUGUGUAUGGUUUGGUGCUGCGUAGCGAUUUCGACUGUGCAGUUUGAUAUGUUUCCUUCGCUUACUGAACAGUUUGAGUGGUUUGGUGGCGUGGUCAUAGCUGAUGCAUGAUUGGAAACGGUGGUGGUUGAUGUGGAUGACUCACCCGAUCACACGUGUGUUCGACCGCUCAGACUAAUCUCCUCUGCAUUAUCCAUUCACAUUUUCACAGGCUCCAUCCUAGCACUUAUUUUCUUCUCUCUCUGUAAAUCAAUCGCCACGGGAGUUGGGAGCGCAGCAGGAAUGAGGCGCGCGUCGCGGGAGGAUCUUCGAGGCAGCCGCCGACGAGCGCGUCCCGGUAGGCUCCGCCGACAGCCGCCGCCGUUCUGCCUUGCCUCUCGCCUUCACCAAAUCGCCACUGUCCUCUAUUUCUCAGCCGCUCCCUGUCGAGCUUGCCGCCACCAAGAGCCGCCUCCCCGCGCGGACUGUUGAGAUACUUCGCCCCACACUACUCAUGGAGAUCAAGCACGACGCCAUCAUCGCGACGCUGGAGACGAAGAACUGCUGUGGUUGAGGAGCUCCAGCGGAUCGCGAACUGUGCCCCGGAUGAGGUCCGACUGCUCCUGUUGGAGCUGCCUGCGGUGGGGAUCGCGAAGGACGCGCUGGAGCGGCCGGUGCUCCUCUGGCGCCAACCGGUGCACGCGGGGGUGCUGUCUUGGCCAAGACCUGCGCGCUGAGGUGGUUCGAGUCCGUGGAGCAGAUCGCCGUGUGCGCUUGGAGAGGAGGCGACGGCGACGACAGAGGGCCAGGGCACAGAGUUUUCGUCUCGCUCUUUGGUUUUUUUCGCAUCAUUGUACUCGCCUUACAGUUUAUUUUUCUUUUCUCUGUAGGCCACGUCCUGUCGUCAGUCGUUGAGUUGUCCCCCACCGGUGUCUAAGUUUGUUACGAAAACUUCUUCUCUUCUACAAUUGAGUUCUACAA